Molecule: messenger RNA, 366 nt
Organism: Alternaria ventricosa
Lineage: Eukaryota; Fungi; Ascomycota; Dothideomycetes; Pleosporales; Pleosporaceae
Exons: 3
Coding region: 1-366 (121 amino acids)
Source: RefSeq, a predicted model, not a curated record
AUGAUCACAGAUGCAGAGCCCCUAAACCGACCCGUUCGUCCAAGCGUAUCCAGCUUAUGGUUCACUUCCACUCUCCCCAACAUGUUUCUCAAAGAUCUGAAUGCCUAUGAGCGCACCCUGAGCUCCUACAUCCAAGACAGCAUUGUCGAGAGAAAACUAAUCACUGACAAAUCCGCCGAUUACAUCAAACAGGGAAAGGAUCGUGUCGAAGCUUUGGAAGAGCAGCUAAAGCGUGCGAAGGAGCAAUUAGAGGAAGAGAGACGAUCGAUCGAGCUCGAGAAGGUAGUACAUGAUACCAAGCACGAAGGCUUGGUGGAGUUGCUGAGCAAGGUUAACCAAGCGUUGUGGCGGAAAAACGUAGAGUGA